UUCAAAGAUGGUCAAGAAUCUGUUGAAAGUGAUCCAUGUUCUGGAAGGCCUGAAACAGGCAGAACACCUGAGAAUGGUUGAACAUGUACAGGCUGCAGUCAAUAUAAAGAUCAGCCACUGACAGCGUGAGAACUAGAAGCUGAUCUGGGGAUCCAAAAACUACCGUGUCCUAGAUUUUGAUGCAUAAUCUUGGCAUGAACGUGUAGUGGCAGAAUGCGUUUCAUGGCUUCUGCUACCAGAGCAGAAGGAACAUCGUGCUAUAUUUGCUAAUGAGUUGCUUCAAACCACUACCAGUGAACCACAUUUCCUCAAGGAGGUCAUAACCAGAGAUGAAUCCAGAAACGAAGGCCCAGUUGUCCCAAUGGAAGUCACCUGGUUCUCCACACCUAAAGAAGGUACGGCAAAGACAAAGCAAGAUCAAGACCAUGUGUUUUUGGUUCAGACUGUGCUUUUUGGUUCAGAAGGUGUUGUCCAUCAUGAAUAUGCUCUUCCGGGCCAAACAGUUAAUAAGGAGUACAACCUGAAUGUUCUUCAUCAGUUGAAAGAUACAAUGCAACAAAAAGGGUAACAGUUAUGGGCAACUGGCGACUGGCAGCUUCCUUACGAGAACGUGCCUACCCAUGCAUCACGUCUGGUCUUGGGCAGAGUUUUUUUUGCGAAACAUCAAAUCACCCAGGUGAUUCAGCCCCCCUACAGCCCAGAUUUGGCGCUCUGUGACUUCUGGCUUUUCCCAAAACUAAAAUCACCUUUGUAAGGGAAGAGAUUUCACACCAUGCAUGAGAUUCAGGAAAAUACGAUGAGGCAGCUGAUGGUGAUUCCAACAAAGGAUUUCACAGAGUGUUUUGAGCAGUGGAAGAGAUGCUGGGAGAAAUGUGUGAAGUUCCAAGGCGCCUACUUUAAAGGGGAGUGAGGUGUCACUGUCCUGUGUACAGUGUAUCUUGUAUCUUCGGCUCUCCCAGCUGUGAUUGACCUUCAGUUACAGAGGGUGGGAGCAGAGUGUCACCAAUUCUGAGAGUAACGACCUAACACAUUCCUUUUGGGACAUUCAUACUGUUGUCCUAUUUUCAAACUAUUUGGAGACUGCAUCGUCCUGCCUGUAGUACCAGCAGUUUCUCUGUUCUGUGAUCAAUGUGAUUCACAGGAACCUCUUAAGUAACAAACGAAAUGAGCCAGGGGCGUGGAAAAUAUGACUUUUAUAUUGGUCUGGGAUUGGCUAUGAGCUCCAGCAUUUUCAUUGGAGGAAGUUUCAUUUUGAAAAAAAAAGGUCUUCUUCGACUUGCUAGAAAAGGCUCUAUGAGAGCAGGUCAAGGUGGCCAUGCAUAUCUUAAAGAAUGGUUGUGGUGGGCUGGACUGCUGUCAAUGGGAGCUGGUGAGGUGGCCAACUUCGCUGCAUACGCGUUUGCACCAGCCACGCUAGUGACUCCACUAGGAGCUCUCAGUGUCCUAGUGAGUGCCAUUCUUUCUUCGUACUUUCUAAGUGAAAGACUUAAUCUUCAUGGGAAAAUUGGGUGUUUGCUAAGUAUUCUAGGAUCCACAGUUAUGGUCAUUCAUGCUCCAAAAGAAGAGGAGAUCGAGACUUUAAAUGAAAUGUCUCAUAAGCUAGGUGAUCCAGGUUUUGUGGUUUUUGCAACACUUGUGGUCAUUGUGGCCUUGAUACUAAUCUUUGUGGUGGGUCCUCGCCAUGGACAGACAAACAUCCUUGUGUACAUAACAAUCUGCUCUGUAAUCGGGGCGUUUUCCGUGUCCUGUGUGAAAGGCCUCGGCAUCGCCAUCAAGGAGUUAUUUGCUGGGAAGCCUGUGCUGCAGCGCCCCCUCGCCUGGCUGCUGCUACUGAGCCUGGUGGUCUGCGUGAGCACCCAGAUCAACUACCUGAACAAGGCCCUGGACAUAUUCAACACAUCCCUUGUGACACCGAUAUAUUACGUGUUCUUCACAACAUCAGUUUUAACUUGUUCAGCUAUUCUUUUUAAGGAGUGGCAAGAUAUGCCUGUUGAUGAUGUCAUUGGUACUUUGAGUGGCUUCUUUACAAUCAUUGUGGGGAUAUUCUUGUUGCAUGCCUUUAAAGACGUCAGCUUUAGUCUAGCAACUCUGCCUGUGUCUUUUCGAAAAGAUGAAAAAGCAAUGAAUGGCAAUCUCUCUAAUAUGUAUGAAGUUCUUAAUAAUAAUGAAGAAAGUUUAACCUGUGGAAUCGAACAACACAAUGGUGAAAAUAUCUCCCGAAGAAAUGGAAAUCUGGCAGCUUUUUAAGAAAGAAGUAAUUAAAAGGUCAGUCUAUAAUUCUGUUUAAAGUGAAUCUGAAUAUCAGAAUGUGUUUGAAAAAGCAUUGUCCUCAAAUAAUGUUCUUUAAAGACAAUCUUUUUUAGGGUUUAAUUAUUAAUAAUUUGGACCAAGAAUUUUAAACAAUGGUAGCUCACUAAAAUGACCUCAAGUAAAUGACAAGUUUCUAUUAACAUUGUAUUGUAGAGAUAUUUUACAUUUUGAUUCCUUCUCCAAAAUUUAAAUGCACUAAUGACAGUCUUAAGUGUAUAAAAAAUGCUUUAUUUUUUCAUUGGUGAUGAAAGUCUGAAAUGUACAUUUGUCAUCCCUACUCCACCAAUCCCUGACCAUCCAAUUAUGGCAUUUUUAUUUUAAGAAAGAACAAAAUUAUCCCAAUACAUGAUCCUGUGAUUUACCUUACCUAUUAAAAGGCCUCCUGUCUGAUGAAUGAUUUUAAUUUUCAAAUGUUUAAGGGAAAACUAAGUUAAUGAAGUAAAUCUUACAAAACAAAGGUAGGAAAUCAUCCCAAGAAAGUAUUUCUCAGGCUGUGCUUGUCACCACAAAUCCAGUUCCUGUGUGUAUUCGAUGGCCUUCUGAGACAGUACCUUUUCGAAUCAGGGCACCCUGUGUCUAUUUGGCUGGGCUCUGUUUUGCAGCCUGGCUGGGUUUAUUCUUUAGUUCCUCUAAUCCCGUGAUACUGGGAACCUUGAUUACCAUUUUACAUCAACUCUUGUACUUUUCAGUAUAUUUUCAUAAUGAGUUAUAUUGUCAUUUAGACCUUAACAACUCUGGGAAAUAAAAUCAGAAGACUAGGGUUAUUUCUUACAUUUAGUUCAUGUUAUAAUAAAAAGACAAGUUGAAA
This is a messenger RNA of Microcebus murinus (gray mouse lemur), 3118 nucleotides long. NCBI's taxonomy places the organism in Eukaryota, Metazoa, Chordata, Mammalia, Primates, Cheirogaleidae. The record is from RefSeq and is a predicted model, not a curated record.